Messenger RNA from Entrophospora candida, 1388 nucleotides. Lineage: Eukaryota; Fungi; Glomeromycota; Glomeromycetes; Entrophosporales; Entrophosporaceae. The record is from the annotation of a GenBank genome assembly.
AUAUUUCGCACUCUCCAGUAAAUUCUAAUGAUACUCCUAAACAGAUAGUGCCACAAUGUGAUGAGUCAGAGACUCGUGGUUAUACCACUGAUACCCCGAUAUCUGAUAUAACUGAUAAUACUUUAAAUUCUAACGAUACUCAUGAACAGAUAGUCUCACAUAACAUAUCUAGCCACGAAGUGACUGCCUCCGGCAAUUCCAAUACACAACAGGAAUUAGAGACCUCAACAUCUCCUAUCCCUGCAGAAACCAUAUCAUUGGAAGAGAAAGAAGAAAAUGAAUUCCUGGAUUCAACGUAUAAGGAACAGGUUAAACCAAAUCAUGACCUUAUUCGUGCAGAACUUUCAGCCUUAAGACCUGGGGAUUUACCAACAGCAGUAAAAGGACAUCGUGAAUGGAAUAAAAUUUCUGAUUGCUAUGGACUUGAUUCAUCUCCAGCAGUAGAGGCUUAUAUAGAGGUUGAAUAUCAGAGACGUUUAUCAGUUAAAUACUUUCCGGAAAUUCUUUGUAGUCUUAUUGCUAAAGAGACCAGCUUGGCAAAAGUUACUCAUGUAGAAGUAUCUAAUACAAUCAAGAAAGUUGCAAAAAAAAUUGAAGUUGCUGAUGCUGAAUUAAUAGCUAAUUCCCCAGAUAUUAGUUCCAAUGAAGCUGAAAUGCUUAAGCUAAAUCCUAUACGUUCUUUUACUGAUAAUAUGAUUCUACAACAGCAUUAUUUAUGGAAAAUUUAUGCUUCAGGUGACAUAGGAGAUUUUGUAAAAAUAUUCAACAAUUCCAAACCUUUACAACAUUUUAGAAGACUUGCCUAUUUCCGAAGACAAGGUUCUAAUGCGAUAAAAGCUUUGGAAAAUUUAAAAUUCAAAGAAACCAUACAAUGGGAGGAAUCACAAGAUUCUUUGGAUCCAGCCUCAAACAAUUUGCAUAAAUAUUAUUCAGUAAAACAAUGGGAAGCUGUUCAUAACCUUUUCCAAUCAUUGGGUUUUACCGGCAUAGAUGAUGAGCGCAUUCUCUCAGGCAAUGAUGUGGCAAAAGCAUUCGAAGAAUUGCAGGAAAAAAUCAUUAAAAUUCGACAAGAUGCAUUAUUACUCUUCGGAUUUAAAUCUCAGGCCAAAGGAACACCUGAUCUCAAUGCUACAAUAAAAUUCAUCAAUGCGGUAGUGGGUAAUUGGUGCGGUUAUGCUAUCAAGAGUAAACGAAAAAGAGAAGGACCUGAGGGUCAACAAGUAUGGAAACAAAUUUAUUGGAUUGACCACAAACCAUACAGUGGAACUGGUUUUAAUAAAGCGAGAGCUCCGAUUCUUCCACCAUAUGAACCAGAAUCAGUCAAUGAAAUUCAAGAACUCUUUGAUUUGAUACCUAUUACCGAUACUAACUCAAAAUUUACCGAUUAA